AUGGGGACACUACCAUCCAGCGCCGUGACUUCAUCGAUUGCAUCUUCGUUUAGUGCAACGGCCCCCUCAUCUUCGACAUCUCACCCUCAGCUGUCAGUCCCGCCGCCUGCCAUCAAGAGGAAAACCAGCGCAUCCGACUCGUUGCCAGGUCAGAGACGUAGGGUGGAUGAGCCGGUAGACGCAACCAUCUCAACGGUCCCGAAGCAGCCUUCGAGCGCCGAAACGACGACUCCAGCCCCCUUAGUUGACGAAGAUCUUCCCGUAUAUUCGUUUACUGACUACAAGGACCCAGACCCUGCCGUCGUCUACAUACGCGAUGAGAAGGAGGCAGAUCGGCUUGUCCAGACGCUUGAAGGUCCUCUUGGCUUCGACAUGGAGUGGCGAGUUUUCUGGAAUCCGUAUAGUCAGGGACGAACUGCCCUUGUACAGCUCUGCGAUAAGCGGACGAUCUUGCUGAUUCAAGAAGUCAUUGAAAACCCCUCUAUCGUGAAGACGGGAGCAAACAUCAUGAACGACGGCGAGAAACUUUUCCGCGACUUUGGCAUCCGCGCUCACGGCCUUGUCGAGUUGGGCAUGUUCGCCAAAGUAGCAGACGAUGAGUUUAUGAAGACGUAUUCCCGACGCAUCGUCGCUCUUGCGAAGAUGGUCGCGAUGUACCUCCGCAAGACGCUGGCAAAGGGUGCGGAGCGCACGUCAAACUGGGAGCUGGUCCUCGACAGUAAGAAGAUCGAAUACGCCGCCAACGACGUACACUCCGGCUGCCUCGUCUAUCACCGCCUGCUUGACAUCGCCGCCGAGGCAAAUAAGGAAAUCGACAUGUCGGCCGUGAAGCUUGACGUCAGAUCGAGCGCUGAGGCGCGCUUCGUACCCGCGAAUACCACUUCAACAUCGACGGCCAGCUCUGUCGCUGUCGAUAGCGCAGCCAGCCAGGUGUCUACCACAAGCGCCAGUCGGACAGCAAAAGGCUCGUACAAUACCCCUCUGCCCGGAGAUCCGCCACGACCGCAGUGGAUGAGGGCGUAUAACAUGUGGCAUCAUCGUGACGUCCCGCUUAGCGAGAUGUGCUCGUCGCUGAUGUGCGGAGGCCGCGUCGAGCCUCUAAAAUCUGGGACUGUUAUAGGAUACAUCGUCAAAGCGCUUCAAGCUGACCCCUCGUUACCGUACGACAUCGGUCGCUUGACAGAGCUAGUCAAGAUGGACGCUGAUAGCUGGAAGCGCUGUGGUCCUUGGAUAUUGACCCAGGAAGCUCGUUGA
Coniophora puteana RWD-64-598 SS2 is the source of this 1254-nucleotide messenger RNA. RefSeq names its product ribonuclease H-like protein. Gene Ontology annotation, biological process: nucleobase-containing compound metabolic process. Gene Ontology annotation, molecular function: nucleic acid binding; 3'-5' exonuclease activity. Bases 1 to 1254 code for a protein of 417 amino acids. Gene Ontology annotation, cellular component: nucleus; cytoplasm. Lineage: Eukaryota; Fungi; Basidiomycota; Agaricomycetes; Boletales; Coniophoraceae. The record is from RefSeq and is a predicted model, not a curated record. The transcript has 6 exons.